AGCCAAUGGCGGGCGUGCCCGCGCCCCGGCGCGCUGAGGGCACGCGGUGCGCGCUUCCGCCCGCGGCGGCGGCCGGAAGGUGAUGUGGCGGAGCGCGGCGCGAUGUCUGCCAUCUUCAAUUUCCAGAGCCUGCUGACUGUGAUCCUGCUGCUCAUAUGUACCUGUGCCUACAUCAGGUCCUUGGCUCCCAGCCUACUGGACAAAAAUAAAACAGGACUGUUGGGGAUAUUCUGGAAAUGCGCCAGGAUUGGUGAGAGGAAGAGCCCCUACGUGGCCGUGUGCUGUGUGGUGAUGGCCUUCAGCAUCCUGUUCAUGCAGUAGCAGCUGGAGAGUGUCCCCGGGUGCCCAACAGCAGAUCUCGUGUCAGGAAAGGAUGGGAAGCCUCACCAAGUCUCCUCCCUCACAAUGGACAACCUGUCUCCUGCUGGACACCCCUGCAGAUGGACCAGCAUUAGUGACCACAGCCAGAUGAGAUGUGCUUGUUAAUGCCAGGUCAGCACUGACACUCCUGCUGUAGCUCAUGGAAGGGUGUCUGCUGCAUGUCUGAGUUUCAGGGGAGCUCUUUUUUUUUCCCACACCAUGCCAUUGGAAAAGCUUGCUGUUUUUAAUUCUUUAAAAUUUCUGUUGAAUGAAACCUUAAAAUGGUAAAUCAGCCACAGCAAUAAGACCACUUUGAAGAAUAAAGAGCGUUUUGACUCUAGGGGAUGUUUAUUCAAAGUAUUGCUGCCUGAACAAUUCCUCUUGAUUUGUAAAUGAUGGCUCCACUCUCAUCCUAAAAAUACAACCUCUGUCUGACCUAAGUUACAGUCAACUAUUUGUUUCCAAAGUUGUAAUUUCUCAAAUAAUCUAUUGAUAUUUUUGUUGUUAAGAUGUGAAAUAAAGGCAGGGACCAUAA
Molecule: messenger RNA, 895 nt
Organism: Oenanthe melanoleuca
Lineage: Eukaryota; Metazoa; Chordata; Aves; Passeriformes; Muscicapidae
Gene: TMEM167A
Product: transmembrane protein 167A
Exons: 4
Coding region: 103-321 (72 amino acids)
Biological process (GO): protein secretion; intracellular transport
Source: RefSeq, a predicted model, not a curated record